Molecule: messenger RNA, 1046 nt
Organism: Rhipicephalus microplus (southern cattle tick)
Lineage: Eukaryota; Metazoa; Arthropoda; Arachnida; Ixodida; Ixodidae
Source: RefSeq, a predicted model, not a curated record
CUGCUUCGUCGCCCCACACGAACGUUCCCGUACUGCGAGAAUAAUCAACUGCGGAAGACUUCGGAUUCGACAUGGCGUUCAUGAUUCCCAUCGUCAAGAAGGACUACAACCUGUACGAGGCAGCCGGUAGUCCCAAGACAUCGUCACCCUGCGGCAGCCUGCAGAGCCGAUCCGGGAACAGCAGCCUCUCCUGCUCGCCAGGUUCCAACAUGGGCGACAAGUUCAAGGACCGCAAGCAAUCUUCCGCGAGCAAAAACGACUCGUACACGUCCUCAUUCUCGGUCUCGUCGACCAAGUCCAAGUUCAACGACGCCUUCUUGAAGAAAUUCUCCGGACAAGGCAAGGGACCGAAAUAACGAGGCAGUGAGUGCAUUAAUGUGAAGCCGAACUUCAGAACGCUAUCAUGCGAGUGCUGACGAAGAACCAAGUGUGCUUCGAAAAGAGGGCGAAACAAGAACUUUGGAAUGACCGGCUCCAGGCUAGGUGAAGGGGCCAGCGCCGCAUCCCUCGGAUGAGGAGUCCAGAACAAGCUCACGCUAUCGCACACGAGAGCGUCCGACGGCGCCAACCACACGGCGACGAAUACCUCUUUCAUGUGACCUAUUCAGCAAGGAAGAGUGGUGACUCAGUGGACAUUAGCGAGAAAAUCUCCUUACAAACUUCUAUGAAGAUCUUACCAGCCUCUCUGAAGAUCUGAAUGAUUCAGCAGGCAAGUCAGAAAUGUGCUUGCUGUGGGCGAUUGCCAAACGGGACUUUAAUCACUUUUUUUAGGAACCUCAUGGACACUUUACAAGACUUGAUGGAACGCGUUGUACAUUUGUGAAACGUUUGCCCUUUACUGCACGAGACGGGCUUUUUUUUUAAGUUAUCAAUCCCUUAGUAAGGAGUCACUUCGCUGAACAUCAUCUACGCAUGUCGUUAUAGCGGAAGUUCUUUGCACGCAUUUUAUGUUCCUAAACAAUGUUUUGAUUCAUUUAUACAAGCUAUGCUAUUUAUUUGUACAUAUAAACUCCCAUGAAUAAACAGUUUUUUUUUAAGAAAAGAAA